Messenger RNA from Anthonomus grandis grandis, 2169 nucleotides. RefSeq names its product zinc finger protein 62-like. The transcript is spliced from 2 exons. Lineage: Eukaryota; Metazoa; Arthropoda; Insecta; Coleoptera; Curculionidae. The coding region runs from base 555 to 1997 and encodes 480 amino acids. The record is from RefSeq and is a predicted model, not a curated record. Gene Ontology annotation, molecular function: zinc ion binding. Gene Ontology annotation, cellular component: nucleus.
UAAACACUGGACCUGUGGGUUUUAUUUCCCGAUAUAACCUCAGUUUUUACAUGAUUUUCCUGAUAUCAUGAAUCAUGAUUUAUACAAUCUAUUAUAAUAUGAUGUAUAAGAAACAAUUUUACAAAGUAAAAAUAAUUUCACCUGAAACUGCGUCGAGCACACAAACCAUUUUGAGGUUUUGGUUUGGUAAGAAGUUUCUUAAGUACUCAAGCCCGUGCUACGUAGCAACAGACUAGAGCAGGCACCGAUUACACUUCUUUAAACGUGUGCUGUAGAGAGUAUCUCAAGGCGAUAUUAAAUAGUAAAAGUAAUCUAGAGAACAAAGAACGAAAGGAAUAUAAUAGAAAGACCGCUUAGAAAAAAAAAAUUAACACUUAAAAGAAAAAUGUGGCAACAGUGCAUUAGAAAUUUCUACUCAGAUCUUGUCACCACUAAAUUUAAAAGUCAGUAAUGACAUAUAUGCCAAUGUCAAAUGUCACUUAUUUGACAGAUGUCUUGAACUGAAAAUCGUAAACAAAAAAAAAUAACAAAAAUAAAUUUUAAUAAUAAAACGAAUGGAGAAAACCGGGAAUUUCUGUUGCAUAUGUAUCCAGGAAACUGAGGACCUAAACUCGAUAACAGUAUUGGAUGAUUGUGGAAUUAGUUUUAGAGAGAAAUUAACCAUAUGCGACUCCAACCAAGACUGGAAUGACCAAAGAUUACUUCUGUGCCAGGCUUGUAUUAAAAAAUUAAACGAAGUUUAUGAUUUUAUUAUUUUAUGUCAUAAAAGCUAUGCCGCUAGGGCAGAAAAGCUUAAAAAGCUCAAGGAAGAACAAACAUAUGAUAUUGAGGAAUUUACAUGCUAUAUUUGUAAAAAGUCCUUUAAAAAAAAGAGAUUUUUAAAGUCCCACAUCACUAGAAUCCAUGUGAGCUCAAAAGCAAAAGAUGAAAUUGAUGAUUCUGGCUCCAAUGAGAAAGAAAACAAUGAAAGCUUGAACCAUAUUCCUGAGCCAAAAGAUGAAUUAAAAAAAGAAAGUCCAACUGAACUAGAAACUGGUGAAGAUGACUAUUUUUCAGAUGAUAAUGCUGAACAGUAUUCAAGUGAAGAAGAUGAAAAACCUUUAAGAAAACGGCGUUCUCGUAAAAAACAAGAAAAGCCUGAAUCAUUCACUUGUGAAUACUGUGGGAGGCAAUUUAACAGGCACCAGCACUGGGCUGCACACAUACGAUCAAAGCACACAUUUGAAAAGCCUUAUAAAUGUAAACUUUGUGAAGCAAGCUUUGCAACUUCACAUAGCUUAUUGGUCCACAAAAGAAACCACAACAAUGAAAAGCCUUAUAUUUGCAGCACUUGUGGCAAAGGUUUUGUUUGCUCAGGAGACCUUUUUCACCACAACAAAAUCCAUUUAAACAAAAAAGAAUACGAAUGUAACAUUUGUAACAAAAGAUUUAAUACCACAAGUAUUUUACGAACCCAUAAAAUUGUUAAGCAUACACAGCCUCAAGAUUGGAAAUAUAUGUGUAUGUUGUGUGAGAGGAAGUUCCCAAUAAGCAGCAGUUUGACCCUCCACAUGAAAAGACAUACAGGCAAUAGAGACCAUUCCUGCCACAUUUGUGGCAAAACAUUUUUUAAUAAAUCAGAAGUGAAUAAGCACAUGUUAUGUCAUUCCAAUCAGAAAAAGUUCAAAUGUAACCUUUGUGUGGAUAAAGAGUACAAAAACAAAGAAGGUUUAAACAAACAUUUGAAGCUGGUACAUGAUUUAGGGACAUGGAAGGUGCCAAAGCUCGAGAAGAAGUUUGAAUGCUCUUUAUGUCCCAAGAAGUUUAUUUUUAAUAAUAAGUUGCAAAGACACAUGUUGACCCAUACAGGAGAAAAGCCUUUUAAGUGUGAUUUUUGUGAUAAGAAGUUUAGUGAUAUUUAUUACAGGAAGAGUCACAUGAAGAAGGAACAUGGAUCUCAGUAUGAAGAGAAUGACAUUAAGUAUGAAAAUGUUAUUGCAUCAAAUAAUGGAUUUUGAAUAAAAGAAAAUUUUUGAUAUAACUUCAUUAGAUUGCUCUGAAUUUUACAGUUGUGUUUUGAUAAUUUUCGUAUGUAGAAUUUUAGGUAUUUUAGGAUUUUGCAUGUAUAAGAGAAAGUGUAAGUGUCAGCUUUAAAUUUUAUUUAUUAUAUAUUAUAUUUUUUAAAUUAUA